AAUCUGAUCAGUUGUAAUACAAUAUUUCAAACAUGGCUGCCGUACAUAGAGAGGCUAUCCAAAAACAAAUUCAACAAGAUUGGGCAAAUCGAGAAUAUAUUGAAGUUAUAACUGGUAGCAUCAAAAAAAUAACUGAUUUCCUUAAUUCUUUUGAUAUGUCUUGCCGAUCAAGAAUAGCUGUUCUUAAUGAAAAGCUUACAACAUUAGAAAGAAGAAUUGAGUAUCUAGAAGCAUGUGUUACAAAAGGAGAAACAUUAACCUAAAUAAAUCAUUAAUAAAAUUUGUAAUAUUUUAUGAUUUUUAUAUUUAUUGAAAUUAUAUAUGAAUAAAUGUAGAAUAAUGAUAACAAUAUAUAUUACAUUCUAAUUAUAAAGUCUAUUAUAUGUAUUAUAUGUAUUGGUGAUUAAAUAGAAGGAAC
Apis mellifera (honey bee) is the source of this 418-nucleotide messenger RNA. RefSeq names its product probable protein BRICK1-B (gene HSPC300). Gene Ontology annotation, cellular component: SCAR complex. Lineage: Eukaryota; Metazoa; Arthropoda; Insecta; Hymenoptera; Apidae. The coding region runs from base 33 to 263 and encodes 76 amino acids. The record is from RefSeq and is a predicted model, not a curated record. Gene Ontology annotation, biological process: regulation of actin polymerization or depolymerization; actin filament organization; cell motility. The transcript is spliced from 3 exons. Gene Ontology annotation, molecular function: protein-containing complex binding.